CAUAUUACAAUUUUGACAAAAACGUUAAGCGCGUUUUGUUUAUUCUUGUUUGUAUUUGGGUUAGAUUAGUUCAUACUAAAUAAGAAGUAGUUUAAGCGGUGGUAUUUGUGAUAUGCAAAACUAAUUUAUAGCAAAAAAAUGGCUGACGAUGUUAUAAAGCACUCUGUACAUACACUUGUGUUCAGAUCAUUGAAAAGAUCGCAUGAUAUGUUCUUGUCCAACCAAAGUUUAUUGCCGCCAAUCGAUGAAAAAGCAGAGAAAAUUUUGAAAAAUGUAAAAGCUCGAGACAGCUAUGGUCAGGUGAUGUCUGCAGUGGAGCAGGCACAAGCAGUCAAACAACAGCAAAUCCUCAGCCGACCUGAAACACCACAUGACACAGAAAUGGCAGAAUCCGCAGCACUAGGUUCAGAUGGUGCCAUGUUACCAUACAAUCCAGGCUCAAUGUCAGCCCCAGCAGCUCCCGGUUCUCAAGGGCUCCUGGGGACUGGUGCUGCUGCAGUUGUACCUCGUAGACCACCCACAGUACCCAAACCAAAGUGGCAUGCACCAUGGAAGCUGUUCAGGGUGAUAUCGGGACAUUUGGGCUGGGUGAGGUGUGUUGCAGUUGAGCCUGGCAAUGAAUGGUUUGCUACCGGUGCUGCAGACAGAGUUAUAAAGAUUUGGGAUUUAGCGACUGGCAAAUUGAAAGUCUCUCUCACAGGACAUGUUAGUACAGUAAGAGGUCUGGAAGUAUCACCGAGACAUCCUUACCUGUUCAGUUGUGGUGAGGACAGACAGGUUAAAUGCUGGGACUUGGAGUAUAACAAGGUGAUCCGGCACUACCACGGACACCUUUCAGCAGUGUACGCUCUGGGACUUCACCCCACGAUCGACGUUCUGGUGUCUGCGGGCCGCGAUGCUACUGCUCGCGUGUGGGAUGUACGUACAAAGGCCAACGUGCACACUCUCACCGGACACACGGAUACUGUAGCAGCGCUCGCCUGCCAGUCCGCUGAGCCACAGAUAAUAACAGGUUCUCAUGACUCCACUAUUCGUCUAUGGGACCUGGCAGCGGGUAAAUCAAUGUGCACUCUCACAAAUCAUAAGAAAUCAGUACGUUCUGUAGUCAUACAUCCGACGCAGUACACAUUUGCGUCAGCAUCACCGGAUAAUAUAAAGCAAUGGAAAUGUCCGGAAGGCAAGUUCAUACAGAACCUCUCCGGACAUAAUGCGAUAGUGAACUGUAUGGCAGUGAACUCUGAAGGUGUGCUCGUCAGCGGUGGAGAUAACGGCACCAUGUUCCUUUGGGACUGGAGGACAGGGUACAACUUCCAACGUUUACAGGCGCCGGUACAACCUGGCUCAAUGGACUCUGAGGCGGGCAUAUUCUCUAUGACAUUUGACCAGUCGGGCUCCAGACUUAUCACAACUGAAGCAGACAAGACCAUCAAGAUAUACAAGGAGGACGACACCGCCUCGGAAGAGACACAUCCCGUUAACUGGAGACCGGAGAUAUUGAAGAGAAGAAAGUUCUAAUAACUAAUAAAAUAUUUUUUGACGUAAAUUG
Papilio machaon (common yellow swallowtail) is the source of this 1546-nucleotide messenger RNA. RefSeq names its product pleiotropic regulator 1 (gene Tango4). The transcript is spliced from 8 exons. Gene Ontology annotation, biological process: mRNA splicing, via spliceosome. The record is from RefSeq and is a predicted model, not a curated record. The coding region runs from base 139 to 1515 and encodes 458 amino acids. Gene Ontology annotation, cellular component: precatalytic spliceosome; catalytic step 2 spliceosome; Prp19 complex. Lineage: Eukaryota; Metazoa; Arthropoda; Insecta; Lepidoptera; Papilionidae. Gene Ontology annotation, molecular function: protein binding.